Messenger RNA from Tarenaya hassleriana, 1965 nucleotides. Its product is annotated as josephin-like protein. Gene Ontology annotation, molecular function: cysteine-type deubiquitinase activity. Gene Ontology annotation, biological process: protein deubiquitination. The transcript has 4 exons. The record is from RefSeq and is a predicted model, not a curated record. NCBI's taxonomy places the organism in Eukaryota, Viridiplantae, Streptophyta, Magnoliopsida, Brassicales, Cleomaceae.
GUUCAAUUCAUUUGUGUUGUACAUCUCACAGUUGAAAACGAAUGGCCCAUGGCCAAAGAGGUUAUUUUGAGGACAGAACUAGGUACAAGGCGAUGUUCUCUUACACUGGCAUGUGUAAUAUGUUGUGUUCGACGCGUUCCCCCGCUGAAGAAGUUGGGCUUAUGUUCGGAUCACUGGUCACAAGUUUUGGUUGGAUGACUUGCAACUUGGAAAGAUUGAACUCUUCUUCAUGUGUCGGCCGGUGAAUAGCCUUUCUGCAGUUUGACGCAUUGGUAACUUUCUUUGCGAGAGAGCGUUCUAAGUCUGUCUUUGCUCCCCAUGAUAACUUUCACCAUCACUUGGCAUGGAGCCUCCCUCACGGGAAAAGUAAAACGGCACGAUGUUACCUUCGGGAAGAUCUGGGCGACGAGAUUUUUUCGCCUACAAAACCAAACGCCACGAGUGUUACCCUUAAAACGAUAAAACGGCACACGGUGCUGUACUAAGGCAGCGUGGCGUCUUCUUCCUCAAGAAAUCACCGUGUCGUUUGUUUGCGACGACGGAGACGAAACGUGUUGCAUCGAGAACGAACAGAACACACCGUUUCAGUUGAUUCCGGAAGCGUCACUUCCGCCGAUUUCUCUCGACGAAAUCUGACAUCGAGUUGGAAUUCCACAAGAGUCACUUGAAGAUGGCUAACAAUGAAUCACAGAUCUAUCACGAGCGGCAAAGAUUGCAGUUUUGCCUCUUGCACUCACUCAACAGUCUAUUCCAGGACAAGAACGCGUUCACGCGGGAAGGCUUGGACGCCAUCGGGGAGAAGCUCGUGGAUGAUGAUCCAGACAAAGGAGCGUGGACACCUCUGUCUUUGCUCUUCAAGCCUCACUACAACACGUUGACUGGGAACUACGACAUAAACGUUCUGAUUUCAGCACUUGAAGAGAAAGGCAAGAGUGUCGUUUGGCAUGAUAAACGUAAUGGCGCUUCUUCAAUCGACCUCGAUGAAGAAACUCUAAUGGGUAUUGUGUUGAAUGUGGCCGUUAGGCGAUAUGGGGGGCUUUGGAGAAGCAGGCAUUGGGUUGUGGUGAGAAAGAUUGAUGGAGUCUGGUAUAACUUGGAUAGUGACCUCACUUCGCCACAACCAUUCACAGAUAAAGAUGAAGUUUUGGGAUUCUUGGCUCAUAAUCUCGAUGUUGGAGCAGAGAUUUUGCUAUUGCCUGAAAAAUCCAGUGAAUUAAUGAUUUCAUCAAAUACAUUUAAUCAUGGCCUUUUUCAGUUUUCCUGAACCAUUAGCCAACUGUUUUUCCACAUCAAUCCCUUUAAAUCCCUCAUUUCCCCCCUCGAGUUCCUUCCCGAAAGCAUCUAACCCUCACUCUCACUCUCUGAUAUGUCUGCUACAGGGACAAAACGGUCCAACCCAAACACCAGACCGGUUCAGAGAGAUGCCUCUGCCUCUGCCACUGGUAAGCGAACCUCCAUUAAAGGAGCUUACGGGAAGAACCCGGGAUGCACAACGAGCUGCGGGUUGAGGCUGCCGAGGAAAUCAGAAGUCACGGCCAGGAGACUGAUUAAGCAUCUCGGCUGUAAAUUUGCAAAGGGAUUGCUCUUGGUGGUGAUGAGGAAGAAGAGACAUCAUCCUCCUCCGCCGCCGCCAUUGAAGGUCUCUUCUUCCGGGAGAUCUCAGCCGUCAGUCAUCCCCAUAGUCAACGACACUCAUCGGUCAGAGGCCAUUGAAGACUGCAUUCAGUUCAUCAACUCCUCUUCCUCCUUCACGAGAUCGAACUCUACCACGGGCCGCCCUUCUUAAUCUGCAAUGACCCUUGUUUUGGAUGUUCAUUUCCUACCAAUGGCUUCUGGCCAUGGAUCCAUGUAUGUAUGUAUGUAUGUAUGUAUCUUCUUUUUCCAUAGAUCUGUAAAAUCCGAUUUGGCCGUACGGUGAUCCGGUCGCUGGACUUCGUAAGUGAUGUGUUCAACUCUUUUUUUUAA